AUGGCGAUUACAGGAUACUUUCUUGACGAGAACUGGGAAUAUCAUAAGAUAUUACUAGGAUUUGAACACUUACAUGGAUCUCAUUCCGGCGCAAAUUUGAGUGUAGUGCUCCUCAAGCUGCUACAGGAGCAUCAGAUCACAGAUCGAGUGCUUGUGGUAACCACCGAUAACACUUCAAAUAACGUUAGUCUCAUGGCAAGUGUCCAUGAGGCGAUUGAGUCACUACAAUCCUCGAACGAUGUCGUUAUCAUUUGGGUACCCUGUAUUGCACAUGUGAUCCAGCUGAGUCUCAAAGAUCUCCUUGGGAAGAUAAAGGCUGCUCCAAAGAUUGAUACGGCUAAGCAGACAUGGUCUGAUGAUCGGGUGGAUAGUCUUCGUGCGAGGCAGCAGAAACGCGAGAUCGUGGACACUUUGAAUAAGGUUCGAAGCCUUGCGAUUUAUAUCAACGCGAGUCCUCAGCGCCGAGAGUCAUUCUAUAACUUGCAAACCAAGGAGCCAAAGCUUGUGCCAAUCCAGGAUGUUGCUACUCGGUGGAACUCCACGUUCUUAAUGCUUAUACGCGCAAAGAAACUCCAGCAGACCUUCGAUAUGUUCUGCUCUCAGUACGACUAA
This is a messenger RNA of Talaromyces stipitatus ATCC 10500, 612 nucleotides long. RefSeq lists its product as uncharacterized. The transcript is spliced from 2 exons. Bases 1 to 612 code for a protein of 203 amino acids. Gene Ontology annotation, cellular component: nucleus. Lineage: Eukaryota; Fungi; Ascomycota; Eurotiomycetes; Eurotiales; Trichocomaceae. Gene Ontology annotation, biological process: regulation of transcription by RNA polymerase II. The record is from RefSeq and is a predicted model, not a curated record.